Saprolegnia diclina VS20 is the source of this 1163-nucleotide messenger RNA. RefSeq lists its product as hypothetical. The record is from RefSeq and is a predicted model, not a curated record. NCBI's taxonomy places the organism in Eukaryota, Oomycota, Saprolegniomycetes, Saprolegniales, Saprolegniaceae. The transcript has a single exon. Bases 13 to 1017 code for a protein of 334 amino acids.
UCCUCUUCGACCAUGCUUCGGACGCUGCGGCUGGUGCGCCGACCCGCGACGGCGAGCUUCGCCUCGAGCGCCAUGUCGUACAAGAUGUCGCUGGCAACGCAAGAGCAGUACGCCAACGUAGCCCAUGCGCUGCACGAACUCACAGCCGCAACCUCCGACUACACCUGCCCCCCGCGCGGCGUCUUCCUCGUGCCCAACGAAGCGCCGUGGCCGGCCGAAGCCCGCGGUCGCGAGCUCUACUUUAGCCACUUCCGCAUGGCGUACCGGCGCAACCAUUUGGCGCUUGACAUUGUUGCGACCAUGGACGACAUUCGCUUCGUCUGGAACCCGUGGGCGCAUCGGUGGCUGCUGACGCUGGCGGCGCUUGACACCUUCAAGGCGCUGCAUGGUCAUCUUCUUGUGCCGAGCCUGUAUGUGAUUCCGCACAGCGCGCCGUAUCCGCGAGACGUAUGGGGCCUGCAGCUCGGGUACGCCGUCGACAAUCUUCGACGACGGUCCAUGUCGGCCGACCGGCGCGACGAUCUUGAUGCGAUGGGCUUUGUGUGGGACCACCCCGAGCACGCGUGGCGCCUCAAGGUCGACGCCGUCGUCCACUAUUACGCCCUGCAUGGUCACACGGCCAUCGACAAGGACUAUGUCGUGCCGCAAGAUGAUGCGUGGCCGACCGCCAUGCACGGUCUCAAGCUCGGACAGCAUGUCGGCUACAUGCGCUCGCGCAAGCACGAAGCCAGCGACAAGGACAAGGCCACAUUGGCGCACACGGACUUUGAGUGGGACCCGCGAGCAUCGGCAUGGCGCCUCAAGCUCGCCGCCCUGACGACGUACGUCCGCCUGUAUGGCCAUUCGCGCAUUGCCCACCGCUUUGUGGUGCCGGUGGGCGACACCGAGUGGCCGCAAGAGACGUGGGGGCUGGCGCUCGGCGUGGCCAUGCCGUACGUACGCCGACAGACGCAGCCGGACCGCAUUGCCGCACUGGACGCGCUCAAUGUCAAGCGCACUGACGUCCCACCUGCGUAAGGACUUUAGUAACGAAUACUAGAUCUGGAUAUUCGACUGGAUCGAGGUUACGAAGCGCAACCUCGUGCGCGCACUGACUGCUACUGCUAGUAGUACAUCUGAAAUGGGUGAAGUCGAAGUACAUAUCCACCACAGUGGAAAGUGGA